This is a messenger RNA of Haliotis rubra (blacklip abalone), 1113 nucleotides long. RefSeq names its product actin-like. The transcript has 2 exons. The coding region runs from base 1 to 1113 and encodes 370 amino acids. NCBI's taxonomy places the organism in Eukaryota, Metazoa, Mollusca, Gastropoda, Lepetellida, Haliotidae. The record is from RefSeq and is a predicted model, not a curated record.
AUGUGUGAAGACGAAGUUGCUGCGUUGGUUUUCGACAACGGCUCCGGCACUGUAAAGGCCGGGUUCGCCAGUGAUGAUGCCCCAAGAGCUGUUUUCCCCUCCGUCGUGGGUCAUCAUCAGACUGCGGGACAGAAGGAAAUCUUCGUUGGCGAGGAGGCUAAGUACAAGAGAGGUAUCCUCACCCUCAAGUACCCCAUUGAGCACGGUAUCGUCACCAACUGGGACGACAUGGAGAAGAUCUGGCAUCACACCUUCUACAACGAGCUUCGUGUGGCUCCAGAGGAGCACCCCGUCCUCCUGACAGAGGCUCCCCUCAACCCUAAGGCCAACCGUGAAAAGAUGACCCAGAUCAUGUUCGAGACCUUCAACUCUCCAGCUAUGUAUGUGGCCACACAGGCUGUUCUGUCUCUGUACGCCUCUGGUCGUACCACGGGUAUUGUUUUGGACUCUGGUGAUGGUGUGACCCACACUGUUCCCAUCAGUGAAGGCUACGCCCUUCCUCAUGCCAUUAUCAGGUUGGACCUUGCUGGUCGUGAUCUAACUGAUUACCUUACGAAGAUCCUGACUGAGCGUGGCUACUCCAUCACCACCACUGAAGAACGAGAAAUCGUCAGGGACAUCAAGGAAAAACUGUGCUAUGUUGCACUUGACUAUGAACAGGAAAUGCAGAAGGCUGCGUUUUCCUCUUCAUUGGAGAAGAGCUACGAGCUUCCCGACGGUCAGGUCAUUACUAUUGGUAACGAGAGGUUCCGUUGUCCAGAGGCCCUCUACCAGCCAUCCCUCAUGGGUGUUGAAUCAGCCGGUAUCCACGCCACAAUAUACAACUCCAUCAUGAAGUGUGAUGUUGAUAUCCGUAAAGAUUUAUAUGCCAACACUAUUCUCUCAGGAGGUAACAGCAUGUUCCCAGGUAUGGCUGACAGAAUGCAGAAAGAGAUCACAGCCCUCGCUCCACCAACAAUGAUGGUCAAGGUCAUCGCUCCUCCAGAAAGAAAAUACUCCGUCUGGAUCGGUGGCUCCAUUCUUGCCCCCCGUUUGACCUCCCAGCAGAAGUGGAUCAGCAAGCAGGAGUACGAUGAGUCCGGCCCAUCCAUUGUUCACAAAAAGUGUGUUUAG